Camellia sinensis is the source of this 1603-nucleotide messenger RNA. RefSeq names its product WAT1-related protein At1g09380. Lineage: Eukaryota; Viridiplantae; Streptophyta; Magnoliopsida; Ericales; Theaceae. The record is from RefSeq and is a predicted model, not a curated record. Gene Ontology annotation, molecular function: transmembrane transporter activity. Gene Ontology annotation, cellular component: membrane.
AACUUUUUUUCAUGCACAAUUCUUGACCUUUCUGUUCUCCUUCUCAUCUAUAUAUACCUACCUGUAUUCAAUUCUUUCUCUCUGUCUCUCUCUCCCUCUCUCUCUCCCUCUCUCUCUCUCUCUAUCUCUCUCCAAAGAAGUACUUGAAGAAGAAAAAUGGAGGGAGAUAUGUUGCCAUUCCUGGCUAUGGUGAUAGUACAAGUGGGGUAUGCAGGGAUGAACAUACUGUCAAAACUGGCCAUGGAUUCAGGCAUGAACCCUUUUGUCCACGUGGCGUACAGGCAGAUCUUUGCCUCCAUUGUUAUAGCCCCCUUCGCAUACUUCUUGGAGAGAAAAACAAGGCCAAGGAUGACACUGCCCAUUUUCUUCCAGAUAUUCUUAUGUUCCAUUUUUGGGGCAACCUUAAACCAGGUUCUUUACUUUGUUGGGCUGUAUAAUUCUACCCCUACGAUCGCUUGUGCAUUGUCCAAUUUGCUCCCUGCGGCCACUUUCAUUCUCGCCAUCCCUUUCGGAUUGGAAAGUGUGGGAAUGAAGAGAAAGGCAGGACAAGCAAAGAUAUUGGGGACAGUGGUGUGUGUAGGUGGAGCAAUGCUGUUGUCAUUUUACCAUGGGCAUGCAGUGAUUGGGGAAUCAAGCAUUCAUUGGAAGUAUGCAGAUGACAUGGGGAAAGAAAACUCUACUAACCAUCAUCAGUCCAACAGCUUCAUCUUGGGCCCCUUUCUAGUCAUGGCUAGCACUGUCUCUUGGGCAGUUUGGUUCAUUAUCCAAGCGAAAAUGAGUGAGAAGUAUGCAGCACCAUAUACCACAUCAGCAUUAAUAUGUUUAAUGGCGAGCAUUGAGUGUGGAAUCAUUGCUUUAUGCGCCGACCGUAACAUUUCUGCCUGGUCCCUCUCUCCUCCCGGAAUCAGACUCUUUUCAUCUCUUUAUGCGGGAACUGUGUGUACUGCAGCAGCAUUUUGCCUAAUGUCAUGGUGUAUCCAAAGGAAAGGUCCUCUAUAUGUCUCCGUGUUCAGUCCCUUGCUGCUCAUUAUCGUGGCGAUUCUCAGUUGGGCGCUUCUCGAAGAGAAAUUAUACAUUGGAACUGCUGUAGGGUCUGGAUUGAUAGUCAUGGGGCUCUAUGCUGUUCUUUGGGGAAAGAACGGAGAAAUAAAUGUAAAGAGCAAUUCUGAGUUGUCGAAUCUAGAAGAAGAAGAGGAGAAGCAAGAGGCAGUGAAGAAUGACUUGGAAAUGCAUUUUUCCGGGCUUUCAAAUGGCGAUUUUCAUAGCAUCAGAACCUAAACAUAGAAAAUGGUGGCAAUGACAAUUAGUUUCCCUACUUGAUACGUUCAUCAUCAUCUUUGGAUGGGCUUUAUGGGCAAAACAAGCUAGCUAGCUAGUCAGCCUUUCUUCUUUAUUCAAUGGUGUAUUCAAUUACAAAAUGAUGGGGAAAAGUUUUUCUCUUGUUGUUUUUGGCAGCAUUGAGAGUCUUGCAGCUAGCGAAGAGAUAAGUAGUCUAUAUAACCCAAAAUAAAAAUAAAAAUGAAAAAAGAGUCCUAUUAUUAGGAGGAAAACCCACAUGAUUUUGGUAACAUCACAGCAACAAUAAGGUCAAGUUUGGCAACCU